AAUCGCCCCGCCUGUGGGCCAUCCAUUGCCCCAUGGCGGAUGACGCAUGGCAAGGGACGGGGCAGCGGCGCAGGUGGUUGCCGCAGUUGCGGCCAGCCCCAGCUGGGGCCGCGCGGCCGCUGCUUUGCGAGAGGCGCAGGUUGGCUGCCUGGAGCCAGACGCGGCGGCCUUCAACGCCCUGGCCACUCGGGCGCGCACCUGGCAGCUGGCGUUCCAUCACUUCGCCUGGGCCCGGCUCGCGGGCCUGCGCCUCAGCCGCCGGUCUUUGCGCUCCGCCUGCGCCUCCGGCGCUGGAUGGCGACACACGCUGGAGCUUUUACGCCUCAACGGGCCGCUGCUCAGCAUGGCGGCAGUCAGCUCGGCCGCGCAUGCGGCCAAGGCGAGAUGGAUUCAUGCGGUGCACCUUUGGGGCUUCAUGCGCAUGGCCCGGUUGGAGCCCAGCGUGGUGACAUGUAAUACUCUGGCCAACGCAGUCUCGACGUCGUGGCAGCUGUGUCUCGAGGUGUUGCGCCUGUCAAAGGACGCUCGCUUGGGUCCAGACCUGGCCACCUACAGCUGCGGCAUCUCCGCCUGUCGCUGGGCCCGAGGCCUUCACCUGGCCUCUGCUGCCGCGAGGCAAAGUCUCCAAGCCAACGCCUACAUCUAUGGAUCUUUGUUGGACUCCUGCGCUCUCGAUGCUCAGUGGGAGCUUGCCAUCGGUCUUGUGCGCAGGCAGUCCAAUCCAACGGAGGCAAACAGCGCACUGAGCGCAUUGGAGAAGGGCGCCCGCUGGCAGCGGACUUUGGCACUUCUGAAGGUGCUGGCGCACUGGUCCGUGGAAAUCGACUGCAUUGCCUGCAACGUCGCCAUCAUGUCCUGCCGGCAGAUGAGGAAAUGGAGAGAGGCAUUCAGCUUCCUGUACGCACCAAGUUCCGAAGCUGCCUUCGGCCGAACUUUGCGUGCUGCGAUUCACAGGACCGCUUUGGAAAACUUGGUUUCCAUUUACGGAGGCCUUCUGGAAGCUUCCAUCUCAGUCUGAGGGAGUGUACAAGCAUAGUGAGGCUGUCUUUAUGAAGAUGCCCAGAAGUGGCUACGGAUUUUCAC
Effrenium voratum is the source of this 1083-nucleotide messenger RNA. The record is from the annotation of a GenBank genome assembly. NCBI's taxonomy places the organism in Eukaryota, Dinophyceae, Suessiales, Symbiodiniaceae.